AGUGUUUGGGUUACAGCUAUUUAGGCUAACAUGAGCAGUUUUAGAUUAAUGCUGAUGAUCUCUAACCAGACAUUUAAGAUUCUUCGAUGCAGUGCUCUCUUUUCACCAAGGAGGACUCUGUUUGUGACACGACAGAGUUUAUUCAGACGUCAGGAUGCUCCAGUGCUCCGGUAUAACCUGGCCAGGUUUAGUCAACAAUCAACUUCCACUGUCGAAGGAACAAAGAAAGGAGAAGACACCUUUCUGAAGUGGUUUCUCUUGUUGAUACCCGUCACCACCUUUUGUCUUGGAACAUGGCAGGUGAAACGUAGAAAGUGGAAGUUGGAGCUGAUCAGUGAACUUCAGAGUCUGACGACUUCAGUGCCAAUCCCACUGCCUGUAGAUACUAUGGAAAUCAAGCAGCUGGAGUACAGGCGUGUGAAGGUCCGUGGACAUUUUGAUCACUCUAAGGAGCUGUAUAUUUUGCCCCGUUCCCCUGUGGACCCUGAGAGAGAGGCUCGAGAGGCAGGGAGGAUAUCCUCCAGUGGUGAAAGUGGAGCAAAUGUUAUUACACCCUUUUUCUGCACUGAUCUGGGGAUCACUAUCUUGGUGAACAGAGGUUAUGUACCCAAAAACAAGAUCAAACCAGAAACCAGGACGAAAGGACAGGUGAUUGAGGAUGUGGAUCUUGUUGGUGUUGUGCGUUUAACUGAACAACGGAAACCAUUUGUCCCUGAAAACAAUGUGGAGGCAAACAGAUGGCACUAUCGUGACCUGGAGGCCAUGGCUAAGGUCACUGGUGCCGAAGAGAUCUUCAUUGAUGCUGUGCUUGAUAGCACAGUACCUGGUGGGCCAAUAGGAGGGCAGACAAGAGUGACCUUGAGGAAUGAACACCUGCAAUACGUCAUCACAUGGUAUGGACUGUGUGCUGCUACUUCCUACAUGUGGUAUGCAAAAUUCAUCAAGCGUAUUGCUUUAUGAAAAAUAUUCAGGAUUUUGCCCUUUUUGAAUGCUGUAAAAUAAAAACUAUUUUAUGUUAAACUUAA
Molecule: messenger RNA, 1025 nt
Organism: Danio rerio (zebrafish)
Lineage: Eukaryota; Metazoa; Chordata; Actinopteri; Cypriniformes; Danionidae
Gene: surf1
Product: SURF1 cytochrome c oxidase assembly factor
Biological process (GO): proton transmembrane transport
Cellular component (GO): mitochondrial inner membrane; membrane
Source: RefSeq, marked provisional